This is a messenger RNA of Plasmodium fragile, 3630 nucleotides long. RefSeq lists its product as uncharacterized. The record is from RefSeq and is a predicted model, not a curated record. Bases 1 to 3630 code for a protein of 1209 amino acids. NCBI's taxonomy places the organism in Eukaryota, Apicomplexa, Aconoidasida, Haemosporida, Plasmodiidae. Gene Ontology annotation, molecular function: microtubule binding; microtubule motor activity; ATP binding. Gene Ontology annotation, biological process: microtubule-based movement. The transcript has a single exon.
AUGAGUGGAGAGCUCACCAAUAUAAUUACGAAGAGCCGCGAUGGAGAGGGCGGUAAAAGUUUGGAAGAAAUUUAUGUGAAUUAUAAAAAGUUGAAACAGCUGAACGGGUUGAGCGCGGCUAACGUGGCGAACGAAGCAAACAAGACUAACGCUGCUCCCCCCGCGAACCAGGACAUCGUCAGGGGGCACACAAUCUUCUUUGAAGCGCAGAGUGAAGCGGGCGAAAACGAAAAGGAACAAAACGGGGCCGCCGUCCUGCACAACGAUAAGGAGGAAACCAAUUUAAAAAAAAAAAAAACAGGCAGCGAAGAAAGCCGCGCGGAGGUGGCGAAUGGGCAAAUUGUCAAUUGGACCCCCGCUUCCUGUGUGAUCAACAAUGACGCAAGGGAAAAUAAAAAAAUAAAUGUGUUAACCAUUUCACCUGAAUUUCACGACGUGAAAAGGAACUACAGAUUUACACACAGGAAUAAUUUGCACCUGAAAAAGUCUCUAAACGAUGAGCCUGCGCUAGGCGAUGGCAACAAGGCCUUCCUAAAAAGCAGCCAUAAUCUGACCAGCGUUCCGCUGCUGACCGGGUUUGGCGCCAUUCGCACUGCUCGGGGCGAGGAAAGGGCAGGCGGCAAAAAAAAGUUCAGCCCCAAUAGUCAGGCAAACAGCAUAAUCAGCCAUAAUGACCGAACCCUAAAAAUAUUUUGCAACGCAAGGGAAGACGGCGCCAAGAGUAGUAACCCCGCGGGUGGAAAUCGAAGCCGCGGCCGACCGCAGGCGGGCGGUGGCGGCGCCCACUUGAACGGGAGCGGCGCGCGACCGGCAGCGGCCAUCCCCAGUGAGAAGAAGCGGGCGCCCAAGAGGAAGGCCGCAACGAGUGCAACCAGCGUGAUUGGAUCAACCAGCUCAAUCAGCGCUGCCAGGCUAGAAGUCAAGACGAAAAACGGGACCAUGGAAACUAAAAGUAAAAACAGACUCUCAGUGACGAAGAGCCAAGCUAACAAAAACGUAAUGGACCACAUCAGUGAGUGCCCCAUAACGUCCAAAAAUAUCUACGACAGCAUUUACAUCCCGCAGAUUAACAUAAAAAACAUUUUCAGUGCGAAUUCUAGUGGCGGGGGCGCAGCGACGUGCACUUAUAAUACCACCUCCUGUGCAGACCCUGCGUAUAGCAGCAACGGAGAGGGAAGUGCGUUGAAACGGGAAGACAGUUCUAAUCUAAUAAACACUCUAAAUGCGUACUCAAACGUAAAAGUUGCAGUGAGAAUAAAACCCAUUUCAGAAUCAGAAGAAAAUAUCGUGUCCAUAUUUAAUAAAAAUUAUGUCUUAAUAGAAAAGGAAAACCAAAAAGAGUGUUACCUACUGUCACAAAAAAAAAAACAAGCAACUUACGUAUUUGACGUCGUGUUCGAUGUGAAUGCAACACAAGAAAAUGUCUUCCUGCACACCGCGAAGCCGUUAAUCCCUCACGUGUUUAAAGGAGUUAAUGGAACCGUUUUUGCAUAUGGGGCCACGGGUUCAGGAAAAACUUACACUAUGCUAGAUGACAAGAACCAGAACGGGAUCGUACAGUUGUCCCUCCUCGAAUUAUUCACCAUCAUUAAAGAAAAGAAGUAUGAAAAGGUAAAAGUGCUUAUGAGUUUUUUAGAAGUAUAUAAUGAAACAAUUAGGGACUUACUGGGGAAAGAAAUGAACAAACCAUUGGAGGUGCAGGAAGAUGCAGCUGAAGUACGUGUAAGUAAUUUAUGCGAAGUGCAUGUGGAAACGUAUGAACAAGCAAUGAUGCUGAUCCAUGAAGGAGUGAAGAACAGAAAAAUGUCUCCCACCAGAGCCAAUAAAGUUUCCAGUAGGUCUCAUGCAAUUCUACAAAUAUAUAUUCAUAACGAAAUUAUGGACAGCAAUAUGAAUGCCAUAAAUUAUAAGGCCAAAUUAUGCUUCGUCGAUUUAGCCGGUUCUGAAAGAGCUAGUGCUACGUCUAAUAAAGGGGAAAGAUUCAAAGAAGGCUCCUACAUUAACCAGUCCCUCCUUGCCCUAGCCAACUGUAUCAACUCCCUAGCGUCUAAUAAAAACAUCCCAAAGGUCAGAGUCAAAUAUAGGGAUAGCAAAUUAACACACCUUCUAAAAAAUUCACUGGAGGGAAACUGCCUUGUCGUGAUGAUUGCCAACAUCAACCCUUCGAGGAAAUCUUUUCAGGAAUCCAAUAAUACCCUCAAGUAUGCUUUUCGAGCAAGGAACAUCAAACUGUGUGCAACGAUUCAAACGAAUGACAAUAAAGAAAGUGACGUGGAAAAAAUUUUAAAAAGAAAUGAUCUCCUGCAGAAGGAAUACGAUCUCUUACUUCACAAGUACAAUAGACUCAAGGAUUGCUUCGCCAAUUUGAAAGUCCUUUUUCAGCUCUACAAAAAUGUACACCAUUGUUACGAGCGAAAGGAAAACGCAUUGGGGAAAGUGUCUGUCCUUGGACUGAAACAAAAUAUUUCUGUGUAUGAACAACUCAUUAAAAUUAAGUCGGAGGAAAUUAAACACAAGUUUGAUUCCCUCCCAUCGGGAGAUGACCAGGAUGAUGUCUCGUUGCUAAACAUUUACGACUCUGUUGUGGACAAAGACUUGGAUCAUUUUAUUCGCUCCAAUUCUUCUGCGUUGACUGGGGUGGAAACUCGGGGAAAUGACCACGCGGGGGACUUACCCCCCCGGUUGAACAGACAGGCAGACAUGAGUGUUCAGGGGGGGGAGCCGAACGGCCUUCCACUCGGGGCAACUGAUGGGCUAGAGGGGGGGGCGGAUUGCGUAAAUGGGGUGCAACAUGGAGGGGGUAAUAUCGCAGCACAAUUUCCCACAUCAGACGUACCAAUCACAACCAGCAGGGUGAUUACAUCCGAUACACCCACCGUGAUGGUCGCAGAAAAAGGCGCCACCCACGCUGAUGAUUCUAACCAAGGAGAAUUGGUGGAGCGGAAGAACCCAAGCAAAAAGCAACAGUUACAAACCUUCCAGGACAACCUCACCGAUAUGCAAAACAGCAUUUUGAUGGACACAAUUAGUAAAAAAAUGGAGACUUCCUCCCACGCCCCCAUAAUAAAAACGGACGUAACGCAGUUAUUCCUCCACAGUGGCAUUAAUACAAAUCCCCGUCUCGUCCUAAAUGAGCAGGUGGGAAAAAAUAUCCUCACCAAGCUCGAACCACAUGGGAUCCUAAAUUACAAGCAAAUUUUAAAUAACAAUAAUAGGGGGCAUCAUAGAGACACCACGCAGGAAUAUUCCAAAGACGCCUCAAAUGCGACAACAGGAGGAGGAAGCCUUUUUAACAACCCUAAUGUGGUGGAAAAUAAUCCAGUCCAUGUGGCGGACGAUUUUGCAGAGCAUCAUGUAGAAAACUUUUACGACGCCAAUGCGAUGGACAGUGCAGGGGCAAAUAUCAUUGCUAAUCCUAUGGAGGUAGCUAGCACAAGCGAUGUAAUAAAAUUGGGGAAAGCGAAACGUCAGCCACUGGUAGGCAGGCUAAUGUACAACAAUGAGGCGAUUAGGAGCAGCAAGAGGAAACUCGCGCUCGCGGACGAGGAAAAUAUAAAGCAUGAACACCACGAAGAAAACUCUUCAUCAGUCAAAAAAAAAAAACUUAAAAAUGAGAGGAAAGUCAGGUAG